Molecule: messenger RNA, 1092 nt
Organism: Salpingoeca rosetta
Lineage: Eukaryota; Choanoflagellata; Craspedida; Salpingoecidae
Exons: 5
Coding region: 1-735 (244 amino acids)
Source: RefSeq, a predicted model, not a curated record
AUGACGGAAGCAGAGCGGUCCCUCCUACCGGCAUACGCGCAGGAAAUUGCCAACAUGGAUGCGCGUGCGUGUGACCUGGGUCCGUUUCACACCUUUGAGCUCACGUCGGGUGGGGAGCGCGUGCUCUCGCGCACGGAGUGCUUUGUCGACUGCAACGACACGCACCGCAUGGGCGCGUUUCUCCGCAACGGGCGGCUCAAGGCCAUAUGUGAAGCACUCAGGGGCGGCAGGCAACAGGAGCUGCUGAAGGACAAGAUCAACUACAAGCUGGCUGGCGCGGGCGGAUAUAUGGCCCACCAGGACGGGUACUGGCAGAUUCUUCCUGAUGGCGUCACCGAGGACGACUACAAGAAGACUGACCAGCACAAGCGCGCAAAGUUUGAUGGCGCGUCACUCCAGCGCACGCGGCUGAUGCGUGAUGAGGAAGUGUGCGUGUGCAUGAUCGCUGUCGACUCGUCCGACGAGUCAAACGGCGCACCAUCCAUUGCUCCAAAGUGCAACAAGCGUGGAUGGCUUGGUCUCAAUGCCAGCGAUGCGACACUUGAUGCCGGGCUCGCACCAGCAGAGAAAGUUGAUGCUGACGCCCUCGACUGGAAGGUGCGCGCAAUGAUGUGCCCACGGGUGCGUGAUCGGUAUUACGCGUACGAGGCGGAGCACCGGCGGAAGAACGGGUCUGCGCAGGGCGGCGGCCGCGCCAACCGCUAUUUCGAAGGAACACCCGUCCUGAUCAAGUAGUGCAGCCCUGGAUGGAGACAUGGGAGUUGGGGUACGCGUGAUGUCUGACGGCUCGUGUCAACGCCGGCGUCUGGCAAGGCUGAACUCGUUUGUGUUGUCGUCGGUUACAGUGGACACAAAUGAUGAUGACGAGAUGACGUUUCUUCACCAUCACCUCCUCUUUGCUUUUCCUUUCCUGUUACGCCUUGCUGUUUCGCUUUCGUGUCUUGGACUGCGUUUACUCAAAAAUGCUGUUACAUGUUACUUUCACACUUCGCCAACUUGAUUUCCAUCUCCACAAUGAAAAUGACACGCCCGCACAACAGAGAAGUGCACGUUUGACCCAUCAGUGAUGAGGCAACGACAAUAGAAAAGUGC